Mastomys coucha (southern multimammate mouse) is the source of this 2567-nucleotide messenger RNA. RefSeq names its product prodynorphin (gene Pdyn). Lineage: Eukaryota; Metazoa; Chordata; Mammalia; Rodentia; Muridae. Gene Ontology annotation, biological process: neuropeptide signaling pathway; chemical synaptic transmission; sensory perception. Gene Ontology annotation, cellular component: dendrite; neuronal cell body; axon terminus. The record is from RefSeq and is a predicted model, not a curated record. Gene Ontology annotation, molecular function: opioid receptor binding. The transcript is spliced from 4 exons. The coding region runs from base 329 to 1102 and encodes 257 amino acids.
UCUGCCACUCCCCCAUUGGCUCCUGGCAGCCUGUGCUCUGUGAGCGAGCGCUGAGAGGGCUGAUCGACAGGGGGAGACUCUCAUCUAUAAAAGGGGAGUAAGGCUCCAGAACUGCCAAAGGGGACUUGGUAGCCCUCACCGCUUCCUCUGUGGCACUUCUCUGAGCUAGAGUCAGGGUGCCUUCCGAAUCUUGGACCGGCCACCCUACCACCUGAUCAGCCAGAAGCCUGCCAGGGACAAAGCAGUAAGCAGGUCAUUCAUCCCCCCGGCUUUGAGAUCUGCGCGGGGGAGCUCUUGAAACAGCUGCAGCAGGGAAGAGUGAGACAGAAUGGCGUGGUCCAGGCUGAUGCUAGCAGCCUGCCUCCUUGUGAUGCCCUCUACUGUUGCAGCGGACUGCCUGUCCCUGUGCUCCCUAUGUGCAGUGAGGACUCAGGAUGGGCCCCAUCCCAUCAACCCCCUGAUUUGCUCCCUGGAGUGCCAGGACCUGGUGCCGCCCUCAGAGGAAUGGGAGACAUGCUGGGGCUUCUUGUCUUUUCUCACUCGGUCUGCCUCUGGGUUCCGCGGCAAGGAUGACUUGGAGAAUGAGGUUGCUUUGGAAGAAGGCUACACUGCACUGACCAAGCUCUUGGAGCCCCUCCUGAAGGAGCUGGAGAAAAGCCGACUCCUUUCCAGCGUCUCAGAGGAAAAGUUCAGGGGACUCUCCGGUAGGUAUGGCAACGGAAAAGAAUCUGAGCUGGUGGGUGCCGACCGGAUGAACGAUGAACCUGCCGCACAGGGGGCCACACUCCAUUUCAAUGAGGAGGACUUGAGAAAACAGGCCAAACGCUAUGGCGGCUUUUUGCGCAAAUACCCCAAGAGGAGCUCUGAGAUGACGGGAGAGGAGGACGGGGGCCAGGACGGGGGCCAGGACGGGGGCCAGGAUGGGGAUCAGGUAGGGCAUGAGGACCUGUAUAAACGCUAUGGGGGCUUCCUGCGGCGCAUUCGCCCCAAGCUGAAGUGGGACAACCAGAAGCGCUAUGGUGGUUUCCUGCGCCGUCAAUUCAAGGUGGUGACUCGGUCCCAGGAGAAUCCCAAUACCUAUUCCGAAGAUCUAGAUGUUUGAUGCAUAACACUUGCCCUCCAUGGAGUUGGGUCUGCCCCCCUUCCUGUUCUAGAGCCCUCUGCUUUACCCUCUUGUGCUUGUUCCUCCGCUUGCUCCAUUCAGCCCUCCCAUGAAAACAUCUAAGCCCAGCCCACCCCUGUUCUGCCUUGGAGUUCAGUGGUGUUAGUUUGUAGGUAGGGGCAAGGAAGAGUGGAGAUCCCCUAUCAAUAAGGCCCAGGGUCCAGCUCAAACCCCGAGACCUCUAAACUACCACUACUAGAGGUAGCUUUUUGACAUCAGCGCAACCGCACUGUCCCUGUGACCCCUCCCCACCCCAGAAUCCAGAGAAACUUGUUCUUUGUACCUAUAGGUCUGUGGUUUCCAAACUUCACUGAUAGUGUGCUCCUCUCGGAAGAAAAAUGAACACUCCCUGAUAGUACUGCAUGUGAACCGUGAGACACACAGUGUAGAAACAUAAAACCGGAUAUAUGCAAAUGAAGAUCCUAACUGAAUUCUCAGCCACAGAGGCUCUUCUUAUGUACCCUACUCUGGAGGCCACAGGCUAAAUGAAAAGCCUUUUCAAGGACGGGGAUUAUAACCCUAGAGAGGCCAGGGCUCUAGCAUGCUAAUUGUCUGUGCAUCCAGAAUCCUCGUGGUUUCAAACGUGUCCUGGAAAAGCCCAGCUCCUAGACCCUGGUUAGGGAGUGCCUUUCCCAAGAGUGAAAUCCCCUUGCUCAUGAUGAAAAGCCACCCUUCUGAAGGCUGAAAUGAUAAGGAGGGAGCAAAGCAAACUAAUUUGUUCUGUACAACAAAUUCAGAAUUUGGGCCAGUUCCCACAGCCCUCAUUAAAAACGAUCAGCAUCACACUUCUAGCCCAUGAGGAACUGCAUCGGAGUGAGCUGAUGCGGCUGAGCACAGCUGUGUUCUUCAGUAGUCGAGUUGGCUGCGGGAGCUGGAGCCAUUUGGCUGAGCCAUUUGGCCCAGCAUGUGCACUGGCACUGGAAAGGGGGAUCCAGAAGCAGUAGUUGAAGGAGAGACUGUCUCGCCUCAGUACUACAGUGAUCCUCAUUCUCUAUGUCUCCAAAUAAAAGCAGAGGAAGAAGAAAACAACUGAGUGUUCAGGAUCAAGUGGAUUCGCUGGAUUCAAAUAACCCAGCAUGAGAGGCAAGGUCCUCCUUGGUUUCAUCUCUCCAUCUCCAGGCAAAUAUUUAGACGAUGGGUUAAGGAGAUGGGGUUGGACGGGAAAGGAAGCCCGGGCUUGCAUAUUUGCAUAAGGUAUCUUGAGUGUCCCUUUCCACACACAGCCUGUAGAACUCUUCAUGUGUUCUGAAAUGUAUAGAAUGUCUUACAGUACUUGUGUGCUGCUUAAAAAUCACAUUUAUCCAACUUACUUGGAACAUGUAAGCCCUUAAUAAGUCUGUGUAGUUUCCUGCUUCUCUGGUAUAAUAAAUAAAGUUACACAGAUGGCUUGCUUUGUUUGCAUGAA